AUGACUUUUUAAAAGGCAUUCGUAAUUGCUAGUUUUAAGUAUUAAUCAUUCAUUUUAAUAUUUACGUCUCAUGAGUACAUUACAAACUUCGAUUUCCUCAUCCAACCAUCAGUAGUCCUAAAAGAUAAAGAAUACCAAAAUGGUGCAUAAGCUCAUAACUAAAUAGAAAAGUUAGCUUAUUUAACCAAGUAAUCAUAUAUUGGAUCUUCUUAAUUAGAUUGUCCUGAUCUAAUAAAGCAAGAGGAUAAGUUAUACAAAAUUACUUAUUUAAAGAGAGUUGCAGAAUCAGAUUAAAAAAGUAGAUAUAAAUGCCAAACAUUGGGAGCAUUAUUAAUAGACAAAUUGCUAAAAAAGAGUUAAAUUUUAGAAAGGAAGUACAAUAAUGAAUUCUUUGAAUGUAGACUAUCUUUCCUUAAUUAAAAAACUGAAACUUAGAAAGAAUGUUAUUUGGAAUAUGAUUAAAUCAUGAAUUUUUAUGAUCAAUUACCCUUAGAGAUAAUAACAGAAAAAAAUAGAAACUAGUUUCAAAAUACUAUUAAAAAUCCAUAUGAAUGUUGGAAUUUUUAAUUUACUUAAGGGAGGUUGGUUGGAAUAAUCAAAAAAAUGAAUUAUGAUUUUCUUAGAUUGAUGGGCAUAAACGAAGAAAUUUUAGACGUUUAUAUACAAAAUGAGAAUUAAAUUCCAAUGUGUUGUGAUAUUUAAUAGUUCAUACGACUAAGAGAUGGAAUUUACUAUAAUUCCAGUUUAAUAAAUUUUCAAGGUGAAAUUUUCGAAUCUUAAAUAGAAAUAAAAAAAUUCCUCCAAACAAAUUCCUGUGUACAGAUAUCUAAUUACUUUAUAUAUUUUAUAUACAACUGCGAUAGAAGUAAAUUGAAUGUUAAUAAAAUUGAGAAUAAUUACUUAACAUAUUUUUAAUAAUCAACGCUACCUUUACUAUCAUAAAUUUCAAUUCACAAAUCAAGAAUUACAAAGCCCUGCAAUAUAAAACCGAUAAGAGAUUUUUAAUGA
This is a messenger RNA of Paramecium tetraurelia, 1008 nucleotides long. RefSeq lists its product as uncharacterized. The transcript has a single exon. The record is from RefSeq and is a predicted model, not a curated record. NCBI's taxonomy places the organism in Eukaryota, Ciliophora, Oligohymenophorea, Peniculida, Parameciidae.